This is a messenger RNA of Theobroma umbraticum, 2219 nucleotides long. It is a transcript of the gene G6PD1, whose product is annotated as glucose-6-phosphate dehydrogenase 1. NCBI's taxonomy places the organism in Eukaryota, Viridiplantae, Streptophyta, Magnoliopsida, Malvales, Malvaceae. Gene Ontology annotation, biological process: glucose metabolic process; pentose-phosphate shunt, oxidative branch. Gene Ontology annotation, molecular function: NADP binding; glucose-6-phosphate dehydrogenase activity. Gene Ontology annotation, cellular component: chloroplast stroma. The record is from RefSeq and is a predicted model, not a curated record.
GCUCAACUUUUCAACAACUCAAAGGGGCACCCUGCACAUAUAUUUCUAAUCCACAUAUCUGCAUAUAAGUAAAUCCAGUAUAAACCUUGUACGAUCCAAGGUUAGUCGACAUUUCUUUAGCUUUCGCUUGAUCAUCAUUCUAAUAUUGCAUGGCUACACACUUUAGUCCUUGUUCUUCAUCUUCCUCUUCUUCACUUACCUUCUCUUCUGAAUUCACUGUUUGUAAGCCGAGAAGAUAUUGUUUCUCCAAAUGGGUUUCCCAAGUUCGUCCAAGGAUCCAUGCGAGAAACCAUUUCCGGAUCAAAUCCUCAAAUGGGCAUCCACUAAAUGCAGUUUCUAUGCAGGAAGGGCUCUUUGGAUUAGGUAUGGAUGGAACCCCUUUGGCCGAGGGAAUCAAACCUGAAGAGCAAGAAAUUUUCCUUGACUUUUCAGACUCAGAGAAAGUACAGUCUACUCUUAGCAUAACUGUUGUUGGAGCUUCGGGGGACCUUGCUAAGAAGAAAAUUUUUCCUGCCCUUUUUGCUCUUUACUAUGAAGAUUGUCUACCUGAGAACUUUAUGGUUUUCGGUUAUGCUCGUACUAAACUGACAAAUGAAGAGCUCAGGAACAUGAUUAGUGGAACAUUAACUUGUAGAAUUGAUAAGAGGGCAAAUUGUGAAGAUAAAAUGGAGCAGUUCUUGAAGAGAUGCUUUUACCAUUCAGGUCAGUAUAAUUCUGAGGAGCAUUUUGCAGAACUAGACAGCAAGCUGAAAGAGAAAGAGGCUGGAAAACUGUCAAAUAGGUUAUUUUACUUGUCAAUACCUCCAAACAUAUUCGUGGAUGUGGUGAGAUGUGCCAGCCUCAAAGCUUCUGCAGCAAAUGGUUGGACAAGGGUCAUCGUUGAAAAGCCAUUUGGUCGUGAUUCAGAGUCCUCUGCUGAGCUAACAAGAUGUCUUAAGCAGUAUCUAACUGAGGAUCAGAUAUUCAGGAUUGACCAUUACUUGGGCAAGGAACUUGUUGAGAAUCUCUCAGUGCUUCGCUUCUCAAAUCUUGUUUUUGAACCCCUAUGGUCAAGGAAUUAUAUCCGGAAUGUGCAAUUGAUAUUUUCUGAAGAUUUUGGUACUGAAGGACGAGGGGGUUAUUUUGAUAAUUAUGGAAUCAUACGAGAUAUAAUGCAAAAUCAUCUCCUGCAAAUACUGGCACUGUUUGCAAUGGAGACUCCUGUCAGCUUAGAAGCUGAGGACAUCAGGAAUGAAAAGGUAAAGGUUCUGAGAUCAAUGAGACCACUGCAGCUUGAGGAUGUCAUUGUUGGUCAGUAUAAGGGCCACAACAAGGGUGGUAAAAUAUAUCCAGGUUACACUGAUGACUCAACUGUACCGAAUAACAGUCUUACACCUACAUUUGCGGCAGCAGCUCUGUUUAUAAAUAAUGCUAGAUGGGAUGGUGUCCCUUUUCUCAUGAAGGCCGGAAAAGCUCUCCAUACAAGGCGGGCAGAGAUCAGAGUUCAGUUCAGACAUGUUCCAGGUAAUUUGUACAAGCAGAAUUUUGGAACUGAUUUAGACAAGGCAACAAAUGAGCUUGUGCUACGUGUGCAACCUGAUGAAGCCAUUUACCUGAAGGUCAAUAAUAAAGUUCCUGGUCUUGGAAUGAGAUUAGAUCGCAGUGACCUUAAUUUGCUCUAUCGAGCAAGGUAUCCAAAAGAAAUCCCAGAUGCAUAUGAGAGAUUGCUCUUAGAUGCUAUAGCUGGGGAGCGAAGGUUGUUCAUUAGAAGUGAUGAGCUGGAUGCUGCUUGGUCACUGUUUACACCAUUGUUGAGGGAACUUGAAGAAAACAAGAUUUUUCCAGAGCUCUACCCUUAUGGGAGCAGAGGACCAGUUGGAGCACAUUAUCUUGCUGCUAAGUACAAUGUUCGAUGGGGUGAUCUCAGUGGUGAAGACUCGCAAGAAUGAGUAAACAAAAAUUUUGACAAAUUUUGUUUACUCAUAAGCCAUAGCAGGGCAGUUGUUUCUUUUCAGUUCAUGAUGUAUUUUUCUGUUCGUUUUACUGAUUUGUGAAAGUUCGGUUUAAUUAGAAUGCAUUCAGAAAGUUGAGUGUCGAAGUGUUUCUACAUCUGCAGACAAAUCAUGUACGCGUAACUAUUAUCAAUGAGUAGAUUUGUCUUCUGGGACUGAUUGACACAAUAUAAGGCAAACUUCAGCCUUUUUUCUUUGAACAAAAGGACAGAAAUUUCAUAUUACAAA